UAGCAGUUUAGCUGUAUCCACAAAAUCAACAUCAUCUUCUUUAUCCACAACCGUGAGUAGUAGUCUCAUUCAUUCUUAUCAGAAAACACAGAAAUAUGGCGUUGGCUUGCGCAACGGCCACAUUUUCCUCCUUCGCCUUUAGGCUUGCAGCACCAUCUUCUUCUACACGUGUCUCUUACAGUUCAGUUAAAUUGCCUUUGUCCAAUAAUGUCAACUCGCUCCAUCUCAGUUGGUCUGGAACCAUUUCCGCUCCAUUUCUUCACCAAAAACUCGCCACUGUUACUUCUCCUCCUCGCUCUCUCACAAUUGUAUCCGCAAAAGGCUACAAAAUUAAAACUCACAAGGCAUCGGCAAAGCGAUUUAGAGUAACCGGUAGUGGCAAGAUCGUGCGUAGAAGAGCUGGAAAGCAACAUUUGCUCUACAAAAAGAAUAACAAGAGGAAAUUGCGACUCUCCAAAAUGAUCCAGGUCGACAGGAGUGACUAUGACAAUGUGAUUAGAGCAUUGCCAUAUCUGAAAGUAAACAGAAAAGCUACAUAAAUGUCGAGUUUGUAAAUCAAAGUCAUGAAUCUAGCAACAUUCAGUCUACUGAUUCGUCAUGUUUCCUUUAUGCUUUUACACCAUUUGAAUGUUUUUUUAUUUUACAAAUGAAUUGAGGUAGUUUUUGCCAUUGGAAAUAUCAUUACCUCCUAUAUCACGCAAUAACAAUUUGUAUUUACAUCAUUGCAAUUUCUACUAUUCACUUUUUUCUGUCUUCCUAA
Cicer arietinum (chickpea) is the source of this 760-nucleotide messenger RNA. Its product is annotated as large ribosomal subunit protein bL35c. Gene Ontology annotation, biological process: translation. Gene Ontology annotation, cellular component: large ribosomal subunit; ribosome. Gene Ontology annotation, molecular function: structural constituent of ribosome. NCBI's taxonomy places the organism in Eukaryota, Viridiplantae, Streptophyta, Magnoliopsida, Fabales, Fabaceae. The record is from RefSeq and is a predicted model, not a curated record.